Molecule: messenger RNA, 7597 nt
Organism: Trachemys scripta elegans
Lineage: Eukaryota; Metazoa; Chordata; Testudines; Emydidae
Gene: TBC1D20
Product: TBC1 domain family member 20
Exons: 7
Coding region: 3117-4307 (396 amino acids)
Biological process (GO): positive regulation of GTPase activity; endoplasmic reticulum to Golgi vesicle-mediated transport
Cellular component (GO): endoplasmic reticulum membrane
Molecular function (GO): GTPase activator activity
Source: RefSeq, a predicted model, not a curated record
ACCCAGGCGAAGGGUUUGUUCCCCUCCAAGGGUGUUUAUAGCCAGUAACUUAGACUGUGUUCAGGUCUGGUUUCAGGACUGCUGCCCUCGUCCAUUCAUCCCCCGUCCUUCCUGGUGUCUGUUGCCUUUUGGUUGCCUUGAACCAGACUCUUUGGGGCCCUGUGUCUUGUGUUUGUGCACCACCUACCGCCAUAGGGCCCUAAGUGUGCCUCUGAAAUACAAAUACACCCACUCUCUUCCUAUUUGUGACGUUGGCCCCAGUCCUGCAAGUAUCGGGGGGUAGCCGUGUUUGUCUGUAUCCACAGAAACAACAAGGAGUCCGGUGGCACCUUAAAAACUAACAGAUUUAUUUGGGCAUAAGCUUUUGUGAGGUAAAAAAAACCUCACUUCAGAUGCAACACAAAUGUGCGCACGUCCUGCAAAUGUGUCCAUGCUUACCUUUAAGCGCGAGUAGUCCCAAUGACUACUUAGGGGGAAAGCAAGUCAAAUGGGGCAAUCUUAGUUUUGUGUCUUGACAAGCAGAAUAUAAUUGUUCUUCCAUUGCCUGCGAGAUUAACGGGCUCCAUGACUGUGGCUUGAACGGAGGGCUAGAAGUUCCAUUCCCAGUGCAGCAUUGGACCAUUCCCUUAGACGUCGUUGAGCCUCAGUUUCCCCAGCUGUAAAAUGGGAGAAUAUUUGCUGCCAUCACAGGAGUGCUGCAAUCUUUACAAAGUGUUACCUCAGUGUUAAAUAUUAUCAAUGCAGUGCCAAUGCUUUCUGUUUCCACGUGCCAUUGGAAUUGUAGAGUUCUCUCAGCAUAAUUACUGAAAUCAGACACUGGUACAUGUGCCCAUCUCUAUAUAGCCCGUUAGCAUCCUAGGUGAUCAUCUGCACCUUUGUUUUAUUUCUUUCUUUAGCUGUCUAUUUGUACAACUGUGUAAAAGAGCACCUGUCACAGGCUUUGAGCUCCAUCGUUAGUCCUGGACAGAAACAAAAUCCAGCUGGGCCUUAUUUUAUGGAGGACCUGGAAUUACUUGUCUAGCAAAACCUACCUCAUCCCUUUGGCUGCACGUUUCUCUCAGACCAGGUGGUGGUGAUUGAUACUUGCUAGGGACUUGAGUAGAAAUUGUUGGUGGAUCAAAAACAUGUUUGAAAACAUGCAUUCUUUCCACCCCCACGCAACAGUUCUCGAUUUUCACACGUUCAACUUUAAAAAUAAUGUAAUGUGGGGGAGGCCAGGGCAGCAUAUAUUUUCUUUCCUGGGUGUUGCUUCCUACAUUCUUUGAGCAUUCUCUUUUAUAAGCUUUCUCUCCUCCUUCCUGAUUCAUUCACUAUGUGUCAGUCCAGUGUUUGUGUUGACAUUAAAGCUUGACUUCAGUAGGCAGUAGCUGAGUAGAAAGGAGGUAACUUCUGUUCACACACUAACACCUUGGUGUGCAGCAGGGAGGAGAAAGGAAAUACAGGGAGAGUAGAAUUACUGGGUAAGGUUUUGAUAACUUUCUCUGUUUACUGGCAUCAGGUGACUUGUUACUUAAGAGGGAGUUGCAGACUUAUCAAAAACUAAGCAGACCUACAUGUUGAUUGAAAAACAAGCUAUACAAAAGGAGUUUUGAAAGGGAUGCUGUUUAGAUGGGUACCAUCCACCACUUGAGCUACUGACUUGUUUGGAGGUGUUUGAAAAGCCUGUCAUCCUGUCCAUUUCUCUCAUUCAGACACUUCAGAACACAAUGCUAUAAACUGAGCACUCAGGAGCAACUCUCUAAUAGCCGACAAGGGUGGAAGAGCAGUGGGGAGGAAACACUUCUGAUAUCAAAUGUUCAAAGGGUUGCUGUAAACGACAGUGAGGGAAAGCAUGGUGGGAAAACCAACCGUUUUCUCCAUUAGGCCAGUUUUAGUCCAUCCCUGUCCAUCUGCCCCCUCAAAAAAUCCCAUCCAGACUGACUUAGUACCAGUUUAAUGCCGUUCAGAUCAAAGGGGUGAUAUAAUGGAUGGUGAGAGUGGGGUUUCGACUGGAAGCCACACAAACACGAGCUUGUUGGGAAAGCUUUUGAAGGCAGGCUAGAUGUACUCUCUCAUUUUACUCACUGGAACUAUGGCUCUCAAACAAAACCUUCACACGUACUGAAGGAUUUUGCUGCCAAAGGAUAUGGAAAUCAGCUGAUUCUCAGCUGCCUUUCUUUCCCCACAUAGCAUAGUGCUGGCAAGUACCCCACUGCAAAUAUGGCCACGCUGGAAUCUGCUCGAAGGAAAUAUUUCUGUAUCCUGUAGAAUGCCUUUAACCUGUUAAUAAGCAGUUCCCUACAUGCAUUGUGUGUGUCAUUCUUUUCCCCACCUAAUGUCCCUGAAAAUCAAAUGUCCUAUAAAGGCAUCAUGGUAUAUUUGCUUGACAGUACUUAGCCCUGACAUCACUUUACAAAUAUUCAUUGGCAAAUCCUUGCAACACUCCAGAAGGGUGGGUAGGUAUGAUCUGUAUGGAAAUGGAGUAUAAUUCUAAUGUAAAUGCUCCUGUGCACAUAUGGCAGCGUUGGGGAAAUGUUCAGUUACGUGAUGUUUCUAGGUACUGAUUUGGGGUAAGCUCAGCUCAACAAUACUAGAGUCUAGCUGCCAGCCAGUAGCAAUGCAGAGUACCAGUCUUAUGAAACACUUGACACCUCAGCUGGAAGCUGAGCCAUCCCAGCAGGGGAAGGCAAACAGUUGCAAAGUGGCUUUGAAUAGUAACUACUGGGUCAGGUGCAGUGGCAGUUCUGUUGACAUUAGAAUUGAAGGACAAGGGAUACUGUAGAACAUUAGUGAUUGCGUCUCUGACACCUCAGAAUUCAUAUGUCAUCUGAAGAACAGUAGCCUGUAUUCCAGUGAGAUCUCACAGGGCGUGAAGGAAUUGCAGAGCUGGUAGCAGGGUAGUGGAGUUGGCACUUUAAGUGGUGCAAGUGCCGUUGUUAUGCGUGGCCUUUGGUGAAGAUUCUUGGUAUCCAGUGAUGAUAGGUCAUAUGUAAUCUGCCCUUGCAGGGGAAGCAGAGUGAAUAAUCUCCUAGGCGCCUCCCAUCUCUAGCCGGGGUGACCCAACAUGUUUUUUCGAUCAAUUUUUUUUACAUGGUCUUUGCAUCUGUGAGCUAAUCCAGUCUGUGCCUUCGUUUUGCAUGCUGGACGAUAGCUGUAAUCCUGAAACUUUAUUUUUUGUUCCUCUUGCAGAGUAUAAUUCUAAGAAGAAAAGGAAAGUAGCGGAGAUUUAUCGGGCCCUGAACAGCGAUCCCAUUGAUGUGGCUGCACUCAGACGAAUGGCGAUCAGUGAAGGGGGUCUCCUGACAGAUGAGAUUCGUUGCAAAGUAUGGCCAAAGCUUCUCAACGUGAAGACGGAUGAUCUGCCUCCUGUUCCAGGAAAGGAGCUGCGGGAGGACAAUGACGACUACCAGCAGGUGUUACUGGAUGUGAGGCGAUCCCUGCGCCGCUUCCCACCCGGGAUGCCAGAUGAGCAGAGGGAAGGGCUCCAGGAAGAACUGAUCGACAGCAUCCUGCAGGUUUUACAGCGCAACCCCCAGCUGCACUACUACCAGGGCUACCAUGACAUUGUGGUGACUUUUCUGCUGGUCGUGGGGGAGAGACUGGCGACUGCUCUUGUGGAAAAGCUUUCGACCCACCACCUCAGGGAUUUUAUGGACCCAACAAUGGACAACACCAAGCACAUUUUAAAUUACCUGAUGCCCAUUAUAGACCAGGUGAACCCUGAACUCCAUGACUUCAUGCAAAGUGCUGAAGUGGGAACCAUCUUUGCACUCAGUUGGCUGAUCACCUGGUUUGGGCAUGUCCUGGCUGACUUCCGACAUGUGGUGCGAUUGUAUGACUUCUUCCUGGCAUGUCACCCGCUGAUGCCCAUUUACUUUGCUGCUGUGAUAGUGCUAUAUCGGGAGCAGGAGGUUCUGGACUGCGAAUGCGACAUGGCCUCUGUCCACCAUCUCUUGUCCCAGAUCCCACAGGACCUUCCCUACGAGACCCUGAUUAGCAGAGCUGGGGAUCUCUUCGUCCAGUUUCCUCCGUCAGAGCUUGCCAGGAAGGCAGCACAGCAGCGUGCUGAGAGGACCGCUGCUUCCACCUUUAAAGACUUUGAGUUGGCUUCAGCCCAGCAGAGACCAGACACGGUGCUCCGGCAGCGCUUCAGGGACCGGCUCCGAGUGGAGGAACGGACAAAAUCCAUCUUGACAAAACCAAGGACCAACCGCUUUGUCAAGCUGGCAGUGAUGGGGCUGACGGUGGCACUGGGGGCAGCUGCUCUUGCCGUGGUGAAGAGUGCACUAGAAUGGGCACCCAAGUUCGAACUGCAGAUUUUCCCCUGAUGGAGGGAGAAUGGUGCCCUGCCACUUUAAAGAUCACGUCCUGCCGUGGCAGGAGAGGACGGUGUUUCCUUUAUUGAAAGGACUUGUCUAAAAAUGACUGGUGUAGAGAAUUUUCUAGUCCUGCUGCCCUCCUUAACACGACUUGCCUUUGUCUCCGAGGUGGAGGGGGACUGGCCCAGCAGCAGUGCUCACCAUGUGAGGAUGCUCACCUUGUUCUCGCCUCCCUGAGCAGCAAGGAAACUCCUCCUCUCUUACUCUGAGGAAUUAGAAGCUAACACUUCCUGAGCUGGCAAUGCCUGGAACAGCCUGGCAGGUCAGGUUUCACACCCAGUGGCUGGACACCUGCAGGGCUGCGUGUGUGUCGGUCUCUUGAAGCACUCUGACAUUUUCUCCCCAGAGUGUAAUGGGAGAGGAAACGACUAAAUAUUUUCAGGUAGAUGAGCGGUCGCAUCUGCACGAGGAAUCAAUCUGGGAACUGAGUGGGUUGUAGGGGAGGUUAGACUCCUGACGAAUGGUGUAAGUAGCUUUCUGGUUCCCAUAGCAUCCCUUUCUGCCCUCCCCCCGAGCACUCCGCUUUCUGCAGAGUCCUGGACUUACCAACACUCGGAUCUUUUUCUUGCUCUGCAGGCAAUGUUUUAGUAGAGCAGAGCCCUCUUCACAAAUUCCUCUCAUGGGAAUAGACCCCCUAGACUAGCCUUAGGGUUCAAGGGUGUCACCACUGUAUAACUGCAUGAGUUAAGUUAGUGUCCUAAUCUCCCCAGUCUGGUAUGUUUACAGGAGGGAACAUCUAUGGGCUUUUUCUGGUCUGCUGGAGAGAGGUCAGCUCUCAGCCAGCCACACCAACUUGACUGGUGGGAAGCGUAGUCGGUUCUUUCAGUUCAGCAGGAUAAGGCAGGGCUGAGUGUGAAUUAUUUGCCCCAGGUGUGAACAGUUACUUGCCAGACCACACCAGCUCCUGUUACUACACCUAGAGAAGCCAUUUCAAUUGCUAACUUUUAAACACAGCCUUUAAAAUAAAAAAAAAAUGCUUUCCACCAUGCAAAAUAGCUUACGGCAGGACAAAAGCCAUUGCCACUGGAAGCCCCUUUAAAAUAUCUCUCCAAAUAACUGUUCAGACUUUCACGUCAACCCUUAAAAUGCUGCAAGUCAGUGACUUUUCCCGAAAUUGACCCCAGGUGCCUAGAGCCCAGCCGCUCACCAGAUCUGCCGCGAGCUUCUCCUCCUCCCAGCCCCAAAACCUCCAAGCACCUAGUACUGUCCGACUUAAACUAAGCCAAUAGACACUACACAUCUCUACCUCCUCCUCCACUGCUGCUAACCCCUCCCACAAGUGCCCUUAUCCUGCCCCACUGCUUCCCAGGUGACUGACUGUCCCCUGCUGCAUCCCACCCAAUGCCAUCUGUCCCCGUUUCCAGCAGUUACACACUUGGAAAUUAGGUGUUGGUUGAAGAGUUAAGGAAAUCUGAAUAUACUAGAAGCUUUGUGCCCUGCAGUAAUCUAGAGCCUUUUAUUCCUUCUUAAUACAGUCAAUUUGAUAUCUGAGUUACUCUGACUGUGCUCUCAGUCCCGAAGGCACCAUGCCAUUCAGAACUGCAGCGUACGGAAGUAAUAGUGCCUAGAUAACAGCAGUGCGCACCUUAUACAAGCAUAACUUUAUCGGAUGGGAGCAGGGCUCUGAGCAAACAAAUUGCCCUUUGCUUCUGCAGUGGCUGAUGUCUGGUAUGUUUUGAUUCAAGAAACAAAAACAAAAAAGCAAGGAGGAAAUUUGCACCAUUCCCCUUUCUGUUGUUGGCCCCUUUGUGGGCACAUCUGGCUAGUCACUGAUCAAGCAAUCACUCCUCCCCUUGGCCAGCAUGUCUUCUAACAUGCUGCAUGCGUAAAAGGUAUUAUCAAUUUCUGGCUGCAGGGGAGUGGGCUGCCCAACCAAUGGGAAGUUGUUGGUGGCAUCCUCUGCGUUGCAAUAAAUGGAGUUGGGGGUAUGGGAAGAGCUGUUAAAUGAAGCACUUUAUUUAAAAAAAAAAAAAAAAAAAAAAACACUUCUAGAAGAGGAGGGCGCUCUCCCCGGGGGUUAUUUUCUCACAUGGUUUACCUUCCUUGCCUAAAUACAAGCCCAGGACCCUGGUUCCAUCCGGGGCACCUUGGAUGCUUGCAGUUGAUCUCAUUGAGACAGAAGAUACCUUCCUAUAUAGCUCCCAAGAGAGAUGAGCCUUUCUGCAGUGUUUGGCCCUUGUUUAACUUGGUGUGGUUUGUGGUAGGCCCAGGCAGGGAAUUAAGAAGAGAGGGAGUGUGUGGGAGGAUUUUCCAAAGCACUGAGGUGAGUUGAAAGUACAAGUCCCAUUCAGUGGGGUUUAUGCUCCUAAUUCAGGGGCUUCUGCAAAUCCUGCCUGACCUGUACAAUUAAAAUACAGUGGGGGGGUUUGGCCUUUUCUGUUGUGUAAAGGCAGUUGGAAAGGAGUUCCCUCCCCCAUCUGAAAAUCUUUCUGCUGUUUUUGUUUUUUAACAUUAGAAAUUCAGAUCUUGUCUCACCUGCUUUGCUUAUCAGAUGCUGGGCAGCUAGAGAGCUGGUAGGAUUGAUAUCACAGGUAUCGAGGAGCAAAUACUGAGCAGUUGAGAGGUAUAGUCGGCUUUUAACAUUGUUUUUCCUGUUAACACCUCUAGCUACAACACCAGAUGCAGUUGACAGGAAAGAUCUUUAUUAAAGGUCGAAACCCUCUGUCCAUGCUUCAGUUACAGGCUAUGAGUGCCUGUUCCAGCUCUCUGGUCCUCCACCACACACAGGGAAGAGGAGACUUGAUGUUACUGACUCCUGAGGGAAAGACACAAACAUCUCUGCUGCCUAGUGAAGCGACAAGGUGCCAUUGCAGGGACCUGUUGUGGCACUGAGUGUUGUGUGCACUGUGUGAUUUCCCCUUGCGUGUACAGAUCAAAACGCCACAGCUUGGGGAUCCAGUCAGACACCUCCCACAUCUAAGUAUGAACCCCUGCCUUACAUGCUCGGAGCGGUUUCCAGCCCAUUCCCGCCUGGAGGGGUUACUGAGCCUUUAGUACCCUUCCGUGGCUGAGGGUCCCUGGAGACUGAUAGCUGGUGCGCUUGGCCUGCACUCUGUCUCUCCAGGAACGUAACUGUUUCAUUCUCUUUUCACACCUUCAUGGAGGAGGCCAGGAUGGCCCCUGCAACAAGACACUGUUCUCUUCAGGUGGUUUACUCUGUAUAAAGACUUGUAUACAUGUGUAAAUGCUGUUUUGUACAGAACUGUGUAAAAUAAACAGCAAUACCCGGUUACCACAUA